Messenger RNA from Andrographis paniculata, 2462 nucleotides. Its product is annotated as L-type lectin-domain containing receptor kinase VIII.1-like. NCBI's taxonomy places the organism in Eukaryota, Viridiplantae, Streptophyta, Magnoliopsida, Lamiales, Acanthaceae. The coding region runs from base 223 to 2367 and encodes 714 amino acids. The transcript has a single exon. The record is from RefSeq and is a predicted model, not a curated record. Gene Ontology annotation, cellular component: plasma membrane. Gene Ontology annotation, molecular function: protein kinase activity; ATP binding; carbohydrate binding. Gene Ontology annotation, biological process: protein phosphorylation.
CCUGUCUUCUUCGGAUUCUCUCGUCUUCCUCAUUUGUUUCUUUUCUUCCUCCUCACUGCCUUUCCAGAUUUUGGUUCCACAUUUAUACACACACAGGCACCACGCCCUUGGCUAGCUGGCUACCUUUCUCCCGCUAGCUUGGUUUUUAGGCUAAAAUCUUCAAAUAAAAGAUCCUUUAUGAAUUUGGGAUCUCAUGGAUAACAGUUCUAAAGUGUGAAGACGAUGGCGCCACUUUCCGGUGGACUGUACUUUUGUUUCCUUCUUAUUGCGGAUUUAGUUUUGCUAGGAUUGACGGUGGCGAUUGAAUUUGACUCCGGAUCGAUGACGCUGUCCAGCAUGAAGCUCCUCGGAGACGCCCAUUUGAGCAACGAGAGCUUCAGGCUAACUCGAGACGUCGGCGUGCCUUACUCCGGCGCCGGAAAAGUUUUGUAUUCUAAGCCUAUCAAGUUCCGGCGGCCGGGUUCUGAGUCGCCGGCGAGCUUUUCCACAUUCUUCUCGUUCUGCGUGACGAACUUGAACCCCUCAUCGAUCGGCGGGGGGAUUGCAUUUGUGAUCUCGCCGGACGACGACUACGUGGGCGACGCCGGAGGGUUUUUGGGGGCCAUGGACGGCGAGGGUUCCCAGAAGAACGUGGUGGCGGUGGAAUUCGACACCCUUUUGGACGUUGAAUUUAAGGACAUCAAUGGGAAUCACGUGGGGUUAGAUCUGAAUUCCAUGGUUUCCAGUCGAGUCGGUAAUUUGGACACCAUCGACGUCGAUUUGAAAAGCGGCGAUCUGGUCAAUGCCUGGGUCGAUUAUUCCGGUCCUAACCGGACCAUCAAAGUCUACGUAUCGUAUUCCAAUUUGAAGCCCAGAGACCCAAUUUUGUCCGACGAAUUGGAUCUGAACGACUUCGUCGUCAACGAUUUCAUGUUCGUCGGAUUCUCCGGGUCAACUCAGGGCAGCACUGAAAUCCAUUCCAUCGAAUGGUGGAGCUUCACUUCAACCUUCGACGAUAAUCCCUCGGCGGCGGCGCCGCCGACGCCAACGGCUAGUUUGAUGAACCCCACGGCGAGUGCAGCCAAGUCUCCGCCACCGACUGCAGAACCCAACUCCACCGUCGCCGCCAACACGACGUCGUACGAUAAAGACAGUAACGGCGACGGUAAGUGCCACAAUCAGCUCUGCAAAAGCGGCCCCGGCGCCGUCGCCGGCGUGGUAACGGCGAGUGCAUUUUUCUUGGGAUUCUGUGCAGUGGCAUUGAUUUGGGUGUACGGAAAGAAGUUCAAGCGUGGCAAAAAGUCGGACACUUUAGCCUCAGAUGUAAUAAAAAUGCCAAAGGAAUUCGGGUACAAGGAGCUCAACAUUGCCACCAAGGGAUUCGAUUCGAACCGGGUUAUCGGGCACGGGGCGUACGGAACAGUGUACAGAGGCACACUUCCGGCCACCGGCGACGCCGUGGCGGUGAAGAGGUGCACUCUCAACGGACAGGGGAAGGCAGAGUUCCUGUCGGAAUUAUCGAUAAUUGCAACUCUCCGGCACCGGAAUCUCGUCAGGCUUCAGGGAUGGUGCCACGACAAAGGUGAGAGUUUACUCGUCUACGAUUUGAUGUCCAACGGAAGCCUCGACAAGGCACUGUACGAGUCUCGGAUGACUCUGCCGUGGCCUCACCGGCGGCGGAUUCUCCUCGGCGUCGCGUCGGCGUUGACAUACCUGCACCAGGAGUGCGAGAAUCAGGUGAUCCACAGAGACAUCAAAGCCAGCAACAUUAUGCUGGACGAAGGGUUCAACGCCCGAUUGGGAGAUUUCGGGUUAGCGAGGCUAAUCGAGCACGACAAGUCGCCGGACGCCACCGUCGCGGCGGGGACGAUGGGUUACCUGGCGCCGGAAUAUCUUCUCACCGGCCGGGCGUCCGAUAAGACCGACGUUUUCAGCUACGGCGCGGUGGUGCUCGAAGUGGCCAGCGGGCGGCGCCCCAUCGAGAAAGACGCCGGAAAGGCCGGCGGCGGACGCGGCGGCAAUUUGGUGGAAUGGGUGUGGGGAUUGCACCGGGAAGGGCGGCUGAUGAUGGCGGCGGACGCCCGGCUGGGGAACGAGUUCAACGAAUCGGAAAUGCGGCGGGUGCUGCUGGUGGGGCUGGCCUGCUCGCACCCGGACCCGGCGGCGAGGCCGGCGAUGAGGGCGGUGGUGCAGAUGCUGGUCGGAGAAGCCGAAGUUCCGGUGGUGCCUCGGGCGAAGCCAACGUUAAGUUUCAGCACGUCGGAGCUUUUGCUGACGCUGCAGGACAGCGUAUCGGAAUCCGAUUUGAACUGCAUGAUCGCCGCCACCUCGUCGUCGUCGUCGUCGGAAAAUAGCCUCAUCCACCACGGCGGCGUAGACUUGGUGUGAUUUGUAAAAUUUGACAUUGCCUGCAACUGUACGUUCGUUCGUUAGUUCGUUUAUUAACUUAAUUCAUUAAUAAUUAAUCAUUCGUUUAUUUGUUA